This is a messenger RNA of Orbilia oligospora ATCC 24927, 3033 nucleotides long. RefSeq lists its product as uncharacterized. The record is from RefSeq and is a predicted model, not a curated record. Gene Ontology annotation, biological process: nucleoside metabolic process. Lineage: Eukaryota; Fungi; Ascomycota; Orbiliomycetes; Orbiliales; Orbiliaceae. Bases 1 to 3033 code for a protein of 1010 amino acids. The transcript is spliced from 3 exons. Gene Ontology annotation, molecular function: catalytic activity; protein binding.
AUGUCAAAGAGAAAGCGAAAUAAUGAAGGCACUCUCGGGGAAUCUUCCUUGCAGACAGCCACAGGCUCGAUAUCCUUACGAAGCUAUACGAUCGGAUGGAUAUGCGCCCUAUCCCUUGAGAUGGCCGCGGCAAAAACAAUGUUGGACGAAAUCCACUUAGAAGCUCCGAAGAUACCCGAUGACGAUAACUCUUACAUACUCGGAUCUGUUGCCCAUCAUAACGUUGUUAUUGUCUGUCUGCCGGCAGGAGGGUACGGGACGAUAAAUGCCACGGCUGCAGCCGCAAGGUUAAAAGCUAGUUUUCCAUCAAUCGAACACUAUUUGAUGGUUGGCAUCGGCGGGGGUGUACCUGACAAUGAUGCGGAUAUUCGACUUGGUGAUAUCGUAGUCAGCAUACCCACCACAAAUCUACCUGGUGUCGUCCAGUAUGACUUGGGAAAGACGGUUGCUGGAGGCCACUUCCAAAGGAUCGGUGUUCUCAAUAAGCCUCCUCACGCCCUACUAAGCGCUGUAAGCAAAUUGCGGGCGGAUCACAAAACGAAAGAACCAUCUAUAUCACGUUUUAUUACCCAAGCCAUUCAAAAGUAUCCUCUAAUUCAGGAUAACUUCACUUAUCCUGGUGCACAACAAGAUCAACUUUUCGAUUGGGAAUAUGAGCAUACCGGCGGGGAAACAUGCAGGAACUGUGACAUCAACAGGAUAGAGAGGAGGGCUUCUCGGUCAAGCCCAGAACCCCGAAUUCAUUACGGCGUGAUUGCAUCCGGAAAUCAAGUUAUUAAACAUGGCCAGAUGAGGAAUAAACUUGCAAAAGAGAUGGGUGUAUACUGCGUCGAAAUGGAAGCCGCCGGCCUGAUGGACACCUUUCCAUGCUUGGUGAUACGGGGAAUUUGUGAUUACGCCGAUUCCCAUAAAAACAAAAAAUGGCAGGAUUAUUCGGCAGCUACUGCUGCUGCGUAUACCAAAGAGCUCCUUUGCUUUGGAAUUCCGGGGGCGAAAAUACAAAAACAAUCCGUUAUCAUUCCAGAUCAUGAUCAAGAAGAAAUUGAACUGCUGUUUCUUCAAUCGCUUUCGUUUCUUGAGAUCGAUAACCGACGGGAUAACAUCGAAAAACCUAUUCGCAAUACCUGUGACUGGUUUUUCGAAACCGAAGUCUUUACACAGUGGCUACAAAGACAAGAUAUUGAGCUUCAUAAUGGAGUACUUUGGAUUAAGGGCAAACCCGGUGCUGGGAAGUCCACGCUGCUAAAGCACACAUUGAAUCAUUGCGAGCGUCUCUUGAAGGAUCAUAUGAUUGCAGCAUACUUCUUUAGCGCUCGCAGUAGCGAGAGGUUAGAGAAAUCUUUUAUUGGCAUGCUAAGAUCGCUGAUCUAUCAGGUUUUAGACCAAGACAGUCAGUUAUGUCAGAAUUUCAUUUCAUACUUCCGCAAAAAGAAGAAAAAGCACGGGCCCAAAAUUUGGAAUUGGUCUGAAGGCGAGCUUAAAGAUCUCUUCAUUCGAGCCGUCACCCAAAGCCAACGGCCGAUUGUCCUCUUUGUGGAUGCGCUCGAUGAGUGUGAUGAAGCAGAAAUCAGAGCCGUCGUCGCCUACCUUGAAAAUCUUAGCUCCGUUGCUAUUGCUAGUAAAACUGAUCUCUCAAUUUGCCUGUCAAGCCGCCACUAUCCCACCAUCACGAUGCAGAAGAGCCUCCAGAUAAUUCUUGAAUCCCACAUCAACCAUCAAAAAGACAUCGAAAUUUAUAUACAAGAAAGACUUACGCCAAUGAUACCGGAGACUCAGUGGAUUCGGGCGGGAGUGCGUACGAGGGCAGAAGGAGUUUUUAUGUGGGCCGUUCUUGUUGUCGAGAUGCUCAACCGUGCAUUUGACGAAGGUGACAUCGCUGCUGUGGAGUACAAGCUUCGACAAAUACCUCAAGGCCUCGAAAAAGUCUUCUUAGAUUUGCUAGGGAAGGACAACACACAUAAAGAGGAAACUCUUUUGAUUCUUCAAUGGCAGUUGUUUGUAGCCUCCGACCUAGAACCUCAGGGAUUAUAUGAAGCCGUAAUAGCCGGGACGGCUCCUGAGAGCUUAGUUCCUGAAGCACGACAAAAUCCGCUCAUCACCCUAGACGUUAUCAAGCGAUAUAUUACCAGUACCUCGAAAGGGCUUAUCGAGGUUUCCAAAAGUAGUUUAAGAUCUCAAUUUAUCCACGAGACCGUGAGAGACUUCCUCCUUCGGAAUCAGAGGCUUGAAACUCUAUAUCCGAUUCUUAAAGAUCAGAUGGUUAAAGCAAGUCAUAAAAGGCUCGCUGGCUGCUGUCUUACGGCUCUAAAAAACCCCCCUUCUGAGGUCUGGAAGCUGGCGCAUUUCCUGGAGGUUUUUAGACAACCUCACGUCCUCAAAUUACUGUAUUGCAUUGGCCUGAACGCCAGGUUUUCUGUUAGAAAAUUUACUGACAGCGAUCUGCUUCAGGUUAUAUCUAGAAGAAACUGCCCAGGCCUCGUCAGGAUUCUGCUGACAAACGGUAAGAUAAGCGCCGGAGCUGUGGGCGUCAACAUCAAUCAGAAUCAACCUCUCGUUUCCGCCAUACGGAACGUAAUUUUAUACAAAUAUUCCCUAGAAACCAUCGAGGCACUCAUUGAGGGUGGAUCAGACCCCAAUCGGGCUGGAUGCCCGCCAGAACACGGUACCAAUACAACCCCGUUAGAAGCUGCAGCACUUUCGCGAUUUCAGAUGUCGCUGGAUCACGAAGAAGUUGACGUUAGUACCAACAUCAACAUUAUAAAAAUGCUAGUGGCGGCCGGCGCAAACAUUAAUCUUCAACGACCUUCUGGGAGCCUGCUACAGACCUGUAUUACACAAAGAACAUGUAGCAAAGCAAAUAUCGCUGUGAUUAAGGCUCUAAUUGACCUUGGCGCUGAUGUCCAUGCGGAGGGUGGUGGUUACAAAAAUGCAUUAGAUGCAAUGAAGGCGCGAACUUGCCGUUGUCAGGAUUGCAAUAAUGGCCGCGAAGAGCUCACUCGGGUACUUAUGAAUGCGAUGCAACUUGAACCAUAG